AUGACCACUGGAGCAGUUGAUCGUAUACUGAAAGAAUCCGAAUCACUGAAAUCAACUCAACUUAAAGUUGUUGAAAAUGUUGCGCAAUCAUCAGAAAGUCUACUUAGUGAGGAUAGCAGCAGUACAAAAUCUUCAACUAAGCAGGCUACUUGUUCAACUCCGGAAGAUCCUUGCUGGACAAAUGACUUGCUGCACGUUUUUGUUCUUAGCGAGGCUGGAAAACCCAUAUAUUCACGUUAUGGAAAUGAAAGUGAUCUGUCCUCUGUAAUGAGCGUCAUGCAAGCUCUUGUUUCCUUCGUUGCGAAUUCUGGAGAUGAGCUUCAGUUAAUCAAUACAACUGACAAAAAGUUCUUGUUCGUUUCUCGGUCGCAUCUUAUAUUAGUGGCAUUUAGUCCAGUUUCUGAACCCACUCCACAUCUGCUAACCUGCCUCGAAUAUGUAUAUAACCAGAUAAUAAGCUCAUUAACUUUGCAAAGAGUGGAGAAACAAUUUACAAGGCAUGCUAAUUUGGAUUUACGCAAACUCCUUGUUGGGGAUAAUCGACUUUUAUCCUCUAUCAUAAAUCGCGUAGAAGAGACUUUUGGGGUAUUUUUGAAUGCAAUCAGCUGUACACCACUUCCAGAAAAUAGCAGAGCUGCAAUAUCACAGAUUAUUUGUCAAAAUGCCAAAUUACGUGAGUUGCAUGCCCACCUUUCUGGGAGUAUUAGUUCGGCGUUUUUGAAGCGUGAAUCAAUUACCAACCGUGAUGUUCAGAACAUUAAUCCAAGUUUUGAUUUUGAAACAUGGAACGGGGAUAUGAAUAGGUGUUUUGAUGCUUUCCGAACAAUCCACAAAUUAAUUGAAACACCAGAGAUUUUGGAGAGAGCUACAACUUCCGUUAUUGAAGAAUUUCAUCAAGAAAACGUCAUUCUUUUGGAAUUGAGGACUACGUUACGACCAAUUCCAACUCAUCGUUCUUAUUUGAAUGCGGUAAUCAGAGGAAUACAGAAUGCACCGAGUGUACUUGAUAAUAAAAUAUAUGUGACAUUAAUACUAUCUAUAGACAGGUCUAAAAGUCUUGAUGAAGCGUUACUCACUUUAGAGUUAGCAAAGGAAUACUAUUCUAAUGGAUUGGUAUCAGGCAUUGAUCUCAGCGGGAAUCCACUAGUAGGAAAUUUAUGUGAUUUCGUUUCAGUUCUUAAUACAGCUCGUUCGUACGGUUUAAAAACAACAGUACAUAUAGCUGAAACAGCUGAUCAAAGUGAAGAUUGGUCUAAAUUUCUUAGACUUCAUUUGCCAGAUCGACUGGGGCACGGAAUAUUUUUGACCAAUUCAGAUGAGAAUUCUGUUUUAGCAAGAGAAAUUGUUUUGAAAUCUCAAAUACCUUUAGAAUUAUGCUUGACAUCAAAUGUUAAGUCGAAAGCUAUUGAAAACUAUGAAUCUCAUCAUCUAAACUAUUGGAUGGACAAGAAACAUCCUAUUUGCAUUUGUACGGAUGAUAAAGGCCUAUUUAAUUGUACGCUAUCAGGCGAAUUUCAACUGUCUGUUGAACGUUGUUGUUUGAAUAAUGAACAAUUAUUUCAAAUCUUAAUGGACUCAGUGAAUAUGGCGUUUUGCACUGAAAACGUGAAAAAACAAUUGUCUCAUAAAAUCAGAGAAUAUUUCAAUAGUUUUAUAUUUGAUAAUUUAAACAAAAAAUAA
Molecule: messenger RNA, 1680 nt
Organism: Schistosoma curassoni
Lineage: Eukaryota; Metazoa; Platyhelminthes; Trematoda; Strigeidida; Schistosomatidae
Source: the annotation of a GenBank genome assembly